AUGGAGAGGAGGGACUCAUCGAAUAGAAUAACGGCAUCGACACCUGAUAGAGAUGAUAUCGAGUUGUUGGGGGCUGAAUUUGAGGUGUUCUUAAAUUUUAGAGGGCCCGACACUCGCCUAAAUUUUGCCGACUGCUUCUAUCACUCCAUGGACGGAGCUGGGAUUCGCGUUUUUAGAGAUGACGAAGAGAUCAGAAAAAGCGAAGCAAUUGGAGAUGAACUAGAGCGCGUGAUCAAGAGCUCCACAAUCUGUAUGCCCAUCUUCUCUAGAAACUACGCGUCGAAUCCUAACGAUGUCCAGCUCAAAACGGGGCUGUACCAUGAUGCUUUGCAGAAGCACGAGCAAAAGUUUGGCUGUGAUGUAGUGCGGCAAUGGAAGGAGGCUCUGAGGGUGGUCGCUCAUACCGAAGGAUGGGAUCUCAAAGAUAGAGCCCAAGUUGAACACAUUAGAUUAAUCGUUGCUGAAGUUUUGAUCAAGCUAAAUAAAAGAGACAAAAAUAUGCCUGAACAUCUAGUUCGAAUUCAGGAUCGUGUUGAAGACGCCAUGCGCUUAUUAGAGGAAGGUUAUCCUGAUGUCCGUUAUCUAGUGAUCCACGGUAUGCGGGGCAUCGGUAAGACGACUCUUGCUAAGGGAUUAACCAAGUUAAAAGGAGAUUCCAUGAUGAGAAAGUCCUCAUUGUUCUUGAUGACCUAG
Syzygium oleosum is the source of this 693-nucleotide messenger RNA. Its product is annotated as disease resistance protein L6-like. Gene Ontology annotation, biological process: defense response; signal transduction. The record is from RefSeq and is a predicted model, not a curated record. The transcript is spliced from 4 exons. Bases 1 to 693 code for a protein of 230 amino acids. NCBI's taxonomy places the organism in Eukaryota, Viridiplantae, Streptophyta, Magnoliopsida, Myrtales, Myrtaceae.